UUACACUUCCGGGUUAUGCCGAUAGCCUGUCAAAAGGAAAGACACAAGCGAGGUGAAUGUGUGUGGAUGUAGUGCGUCUGGAAAAGCACCAUGCCACUGGAGGUCAAGUGGCCAUUUCCACAAUGUCCGACUUUGGCGUGGAGGCUCUCCGGCUCGCUUAUCAUGGGUCUGGUGGGCUCUUACUCCUACUUGUGGACUAAGCACUUGAACUGCCUGACAGUGCACAACCACGAGGUUCUGUUGGACCUGAUCGACCAGCGGCCGGCUGACACACCCCUCAUCACACUUUCCAAUCACCAGUCCUGUAUGGACGACCCACACAUCUGGGGUGUCCUGAAGCUUAGGCAUUUGUGGAACUUUAACAAGAUGCGGUGGACACCAGCGGCAUCAGACAUUUGUUUCACAAGAGAGUUGCACUCUCGAUUCUUUAGCCGAGGGAAAUGCGUGCCCGUCUGUAGAGGUGAUGGUGUUUACCAGAAAGGCAUGGAUUUUAUUCUGGAGAAGCUGAACAAAGGGGAGUGGGUGCACAUUUUUCCUGAAGGUAAAAUCAACACCAGUGAAGAAUUCAUCAGGUUAAAAUGGGGUGUGGGACGCCUAAUAGCAGAGUGCACCCUCAAUCCUGUCAUCCUGCCACUGUGGCAUGUGGGCUUGAGUGAUGUCCUUCCUAAUGUGAGCCCCUACAUCCCCCGGAUUGGCAAGAGAAUCACCAUCCUCGUGGGAAAACCUUUUCGCGUCAGAGACCUUGUGGAAAAGCUCAGAGCAGACAACAAGAGCCAAAUGGAGAUGAGGAAGACACUGACAGAUGUUAUCCAAGUGGACUUCCAGAGACUUAAAGUUCAAGCUGAGGCACUCCACAAAUCUUGAACCUGGCACACCUUCACCUGAAGACGGGUCAGGCCACAACAUGCGGAAGGCCAUUUUUUGCAGGAGUGUGCCAGAGUGGAAAAUAUCAAAGGACCUCAAUGUGUGACCAGAACUCAAAUGUUUUAAAAAUGCUGGAUCGGACUGAAUAUUAAUUCACAUUAUUCAUGUUUGAACGUGUGAUGUAUUUUUCCUUGAAUGGUUUGUUUACCAUUUUAGGGUUGCAUUUUAUUAUUUCUUAUUUCACCGUUCCAUGUAUAAUUAUUUUUAGUACACAUUUAUUGUCCAGAUCAAAAAAUUCUAUUUGGCUGCUCCAUCCCUCUCAGUGUCAAUGCCUAUAAAGCUUUUAUAUGUGGA
Hippocampus zosterae (dwarf seahorse) is the source of this 1218-nucleotide messenger RNA. RefSeq names its product tafazzin, phospholipid-lysophospholipid transacylase (gene tafazzin). Gene Ontology annotation, biological process: cardiolipin acyl-chain remodeling; inner mitochondrial membrane organization. NCBI's taxonomy places the organism in Eukaryota, Metazoa, Chordata, Actinopteri, Syngnathiformes, Syngnathidae. Gene Ontology annotation, cellular component: mitochondrial membrane. Bases 91 to 864 code for a protein of 257 amino acids. Gene Ontology annotation, molecular function: 1-acylglycerophosphocholine O-acyltransferase activity. The record is from RefSeq and is a predicted model, not a curated record. The transcript has 11 exons.